Ceutorhynchus assimilis (cabbage seed weevil) is the source of this 2550-nucleotide messenger RNA. NCBI's taxonomy places the organism in Eukaryota, Metazoa, Arthropoda, Insecta, Coleoptera, Curculionidae. The record is from the annotation of a GenBank genome assembly.
UUCAUUUCUUAAUCCAGGCAAUCUAAAAAAAAAAUCAAAAUUAUCGAUAUUUUCUCAUAUUUAUGGAUAUGAAAAAGAAGUAGAGAAUUUGAAAAAAUAUCGUAUCAAAUCCUAUGGGCAUCGACCCCUCUCUUAUUUCGAUCAUUGGAACAAUUCGGCAAAAUAAAAAUCUGUAUUUAUAAUCAAUUUCAUUGGUCAAUUUGAAAUUUGAAUAAUCCUGGCAAUAAAACUAUUGCCAUUUAUUAUUUAUAGUGCAGAGUACAGAUAAAUCAAUCAAGGAUUCUACGGAUGUAGAUUGUAGAAUGGUGUAGAUUAUAAUGACCUUCAGCCAACCCAACGAUUCCAACCAACAUCUUGCAACGCUGUUUGAGGAUAAGGUGGAGGUGAACAUAUGGAAUUUUGUUUUUAAAUUGGAAUUUGGAACCAAAAAAUAAAUACAAAAAUAAUCUAGAGACCUUUGGACUGUUUAGUCGACAGUCAUGGUUCAGUCUUUAUUUUUAUUUUUCGAAUUGUUUUCUAUAUAAAAAUGUUUUUUAGUUUAUAAUUUUUUAAAUUAAAUUGUUGACAGUUUACUGCUUGAAAAUGAGUUUAAAUUUUAAUUAUUUGGGCAAUUCAAUGAAAGUUGUCAAACAAAUCAAAUACUUUAAAAGAUACUAUUCGGAACAAUUUCCUAAAAUCACUACACACUAUACCAUUCAUCCCAGGGAAAAGGAUCCGAGAUGGAAAGAUGUGAAUAUGGAAAGAUUUGUUGAUGAAACAGACAUUUUAAUUGUCGGUGGAGGCCCUGCAGGAAUGAGUGCUGCCAUUAGAGCCAAGCAAUUAGCUGAAAAAGAUGGAAAAGAACUGAGGGUUUGUGUAGUAGAAAAAGCCUCAGAAGUAGGGGGGCACAUUUUAUCUGGAGCCGUACUACAACCUACUGCCCUAAAUGAACUGAUUCCUGACUGGAAGGAAAAGGGGGCUCCUCUAAAAACUCCUGUAACUGAGGAUAAAUUUGCCUUUUUGACUGGCUCAGGUCGCAUUCCUAUUCCAGUAAUACCUGGUACUCCAAUGUACAAUCACGGUAAUUACAUCGUAAGACUAGGCCAUGUAGUCCAGUGGCUGGGCGAACAAGCUGAAUCGAUGGGAGUGGAAAUUUAUCCAGGCUACGCAGCGUCGGAAAUUCUAUACCACGAAGACGGUAGCGUUAAAGGUAUAGCAACCAACGAUGUGGGCGUGGCCAAAGAUGGUAGUCCCAAGGACAACUUCGAGCGAGGCAUGGAGCUACACGCUAAAUGCACCAUUUUUGCCGAAGGCUGUCACGGACACUUGUCCAAGCAAAUUAUCCAAAAGUUUAAUUUGAGGCAGAAUGCGGAAAAUCAGACUUAUGGGAUUGGUUUGAAGGAAUUGUGGGAGAUUAAUCCGGAAAAACAUAGGCCAGGAAGAGUGGAACACACUAUUGGUUGGCCCCUAAACAAAAACACAUACGGUGGCUCGUUUUUGUACCAUUUAAACGAUGAUACACCCCUAAUUGCAGUCGGAUUCGUUGUGGGGCUGGACUAUACUAACCCUUACAUGAGCCCCUUUAGGGAAUUCCAACGUUUCAAACACCACCCGUCUAUAAAAAGCUAUUUCGAGGAUGGAACUAGGGUGUCUUACGGAGCUAGAGCACUUGUAGAAGGUGGUUUUCAGAGUAUUCCAAAGUUAACGUUCCCCGGUGGUUGUUUGGUGGGGUGCGCUGCAGGUCUUAUCAAUUUACCAAAGAUCAAAGGGACCCAUAACGCUAUGAAAAGUGGUAUGCUGGCAGCUGAAAGCGUUUACGAGGCAAUUUCUGACCAAACGGUCAGCAUUGAACCAGUAAGCUACCAGGAAAAAUUCAACCAAAGUUGGAUUUAUAAAGAACUGAAAUCGGUAAGAAAUAUACGACCGAGCUUCCAUACAGCUUUAGGCUUGUAUGGUGGGUUAAUUUACGGUGGAUUUUCGACGUUACUCAACGGAAAGGAACCAUGGACGCUUAAACACGGCAAGCCUGAUCAUGAGAGGUUGAAACCUGCCAAAGAGUGCAAACCAAUUGAUUAUCCCAAACCUGAUGGCAAGAUUAGUUUCGAUUUACUAACUUCAGUCGCUUUGACGGGCACGAACCAUGAAGGCGAUCAGCCGGCUCAUUUAACUUUGAAAGACGACACUGUGCCAGUUACAAACAAUUUGGAGGUUUUUGAUGGACCUGAAGGGCGAUUUUGUCCAGCAGGUGUCUACGAAUUUGUUCCAUUGGAAUCGGGCGAGGGUCAACGUUUACAAAUUAACGCACAAAAUUGUAUUCAUUGUAAAACUUGCGACAUUAAAGAUCCUAGUCAGAAUAUCAACUGGGUGGUACCAGAAGGCGGCGGCGGGCCCGCUUAUAAUGGGAUGUAGACGAUUUUUAUUUAAUUUUUUUUAAAAAGGCUUGAAACUCUUGAAACUAUAAAAUUUAUUUAUAUAUAUAUAUAUACAACAUUUAUCUAUUUUAUUGUUAGAUGAUUUUACUGUUAGCUAAUAAGUAUAUACUUUUUUAUAUAAUAAAAUGUUAUUUUGUUA